Messenger RNA from Tripterygium wilfordii, 2218 nucleotides. Its product is annotated as glutamate--tRNA ligase, chloroplastic/mitochondrial. Lineage: Eukaryota; Viridiplantae; Streptophyta; Magnoliopsida; Celastrales; Celastraceae. Gene Ontology annotation, biological process: glutamyl-tRNA aminoacylation. Gene Ontology annotation, molecular function: ATP binding; tRNA binding; zinc ion binding. The record is from RefSeq and is a predicted model, not a curated record. The transcript has 14 exons. The coding region runs from base 207 to 1889 and encodes 560 amino acids.
UUACUUUCCAAAACCGUCCCUGAUCUCUUAUCAACAAAUUCAACUUUCACGAUUUCAUAUGCCGUCCCCAGCAAAUCUCCGUUCGGGUCGUUAUCUGGGAUUUUACUCCACUCCAUAGCCAAAGCUUUUUCAGUGGGUUGUUAUCCCCAAUUAUCAAGCGAUUCUAUUUUUUUUUUCCCACAAACUCGACUCUGACAGGAGUGAAAAUGGCGAAUUGUAUGGGAAUUAGGGCUUUCCCAGAGCUUAGGCCUUCGUUUUUUCGCCAAUCACCCCUUUACUCUGUGUGCCGAAGGAGCUUUUCAGUCUUUGCGUGCAGCAAUACUAAGAAAGUCGAAGAACAAUUGAUUCGUGUUCGUUUUGCUCCUUCACCUACAGGGAAUCUUCACGUUGGUGGGGCUCGAACUGCACUCUUCAAUUACUUAUUCGCUAGGUCCAAAGGAGGCAAAUUUGUUUUGAGAAUUGAGGAUACUGACUUGGAGAGGUCCACUCGGGAGUCUGAGGAGGCCAUUUUCCAGGAUCUAUCUUGGCUUGGCCUUGCUUGGGAUGAAGGCCCUGGCAUUGGUGGAGACUAUGGUCCAUAUCGACAAUCUGAAAGAAAUUCUCUGUACAAGCAGUAUGCUGAGAAGCUUUUAGAAUCUGGUCAUGUUUAUCACUGUUUUUGUUCCAAUGAGGAACUGGAGAAAAUGAAAGAAAUUGCUAAAUUAAAGCAACUGCCUCCCGUUUACACAGGAAAGUGGGCAAGCGCUACAGAUGAAGAGGUACAAGAAGAAUUAGCAAAUGGAACCCCCUAUACGUAUCGGUUUCGUGUGCCGAAGGAAGGGAGUCUAAAAAUUAGCGACCUCAUUCGAGGGGAAGUUUGCUGGAACUUGGACACACUUGGGGACUUUGUAAUUAUGAGGAGUAAUGGACAACCAGUUUAUAAUUUUUGUGUAUCUGUUGAUGAUGCUACAAUGGCAAUUUCUCAUGUUAUAAGAGCGGAGGAGCAUUUACCAAACACUCUUAGGCAAGCGCUGAUUUAUAAGGCUCUUGGAUUCCCUAUGCCUCAAUUUGCACAUGUGUCUUUAAUUCUUGCACCUGAUCGAAGUAAACUGUCUAAACGUCACGGUGCGACCUCAGUGGGUCAGUUCAGAGAGAUGGGUUACCUUCCCCAGGCAAUGGUGAACUACCUGGCACUUUUAGGUUGGGGCGAUGGCACUGAAAAUGAAUUUUUCACUCUCGAGCAACUUGUUGAAAAAUUCUCAAUGGACCGUGUCAACAAACACGGGGCUGUUUUUGAUUCAGUCAAAUUAAGGUGGAUGAAUGGUCAGCAUUUACGGGCUUUGCCAUCGGAGAAGUUUAACAAUCUUAUUGGUGAGCGGUGGAAGAGCUCAGGUAUCCUCAGAGAAUCAGAUGGACCGAUCAUAGAAGAAGCAGCUCAGUUGCUCAAAGAUGGGAUCGACUUGGUAACGGAUUCGGAUAAAGCACUCUCUAGCUUGCUGUCUUAUCCUUUACAUGAAACUCUGGCAAGUUCUGAAUGUAAGACUGUUGUAGAAGAUAAGCUUUCUGAAGUUUCAGCCAGCCUCCUUUCUGCCUAUGAGAGCGGCGAACUCCUCAAUGCACUUGAAGAAGGCCUUCCUGGCUGGCAAAAGUGGGUAAAGAGCUUUGGCAAAUCGUUGAAGCGCAAGGGAAAAUCACUUUUCAUGCCUCUAAGGGUGUUGCUAACGGGAAAACUCCACGGCCCUGAAAUGGCUGCUAGCAUAAUAUUGCUCCAUAAAGCUGGCACGUGCGGCAUUGUUGCAUCUGAAGCUGGGUUUGUUCCGUUGAGUGAAAGGUUCAAUAUGAUGAGACAAAUUGAUUGGGAAGCAUUAAGCCAGAAUCAGCAGCCCUUGGAAUCUGCUGCAGUUUUAUGAAACUGAGAAUUCACUGUUUUGACCGGCUCUAUGUAUGAAAAACUUGUUAUUAUGUUUUGUGCUUUCUGAUUUGAUGAACACAUAUAUGUAAAACAAUUUUUGAUAUUGACUCUUACGGUGCACUGUUGUGAGAUUAUUUUCUCGUCCGCAAUUAUUAUUAUUAUUUUUUGAAACAGUGGUGUGAGGAGGGGACAGGAUUCAAACCCACAUCCUCGAAUGGGUGGGUUGGUUUUUUACAUGUAACGUGAUUGUCGUUAAAUCAACCGUUCACUUGUUUGUUUAACUGUUCACUUGUUUUAUUCUUCAUAAUUAGAUGAACUGUAAUGUAA